ACUGCUCUAGACUCCCUCUCCUCGAAAGCUCCAUAGCCCACGGCGGGCCGGAGUGAUGGCCGUCUGCGAGAGGGUGCACAAUCUCAACACCACGGCGUUGCAGUGCGCCUUCGUUCGGAACACUGCCGACUGUCAUGCGGACGAAUCGUGGUUCGAGUAUACCACUUUCGCCUACUGCGGUCCGCUCGCGCCCUACCUUCCUAUCGGCGCCGAGGUGCUUUGGAUCGCCCUGCUUUUUCUGGUGCUCGGCAUGACGGCUGACGACUUCCUGUGCCCGGCACUCGUCGUCAUGUCGCGCACGCUACGCCUCUCGGAGAGCGUGGCGGGCGUCACGCUGCUCGCCUUCGGCAACGGGGCACCCGACAUAAUCUCCUCCCUUGCCGGCAUCGAACAGUCGCGGCCCGCGCUCGUCAUCGGCGAGCUGCUUGGCGCUGGCAUGUUCGUCACCGCCGUGGUGGCCGGCACCGUGUUCUUGCUGUGCCGCUUCGAGCUGGAACCGGACUCGUUUCUGCGCGACACAGUCUUCUACUUGGCCGCGUCUUUUUGGACCUUCUACUUGUUCUAUGACGGUGGCGUAACUCUGGGCCAAGCCGUCGGCUACCUUGGCCUGUAUUGCGCCUACAUUGUGGUCGUGCUUGCCGCCCACUUUUGGAAGCAGGCACACCCCGAGGAGGUUCCUUCUCUUUCGGACAGUGCUGCAAAAGUAGUUUUGGAAGUGCCCGUGGAAUAUCAGACCACUAGUCACCUGCUCAUGCCUCCGGUUUCACCCGAAUGGGUGCAAGAGCGGAGGUCUUCGGUCAGCAGCACGGCGAGCAACGGCAGCGUUGGUGAUGCCCGACGACGGCGAAGUUCUACGGGCAGCCUCCACCGACACCACGAGCAUGCCAUCGCGGCAUUCAUGCAAGCUUCGCACGAGGCAUCGAUGGAGCGCCGCAUCUCUCAGUGCUCGCAACCGCCUCUCGAGCCCGCUGUGACGAGUGAGAAGACUCCCCUUCUCGGCGGCACCGAGUCUUCCGCGGGCGGACAAGAAAUGCGCCCUUGGGCCGAGUUCCUAUCACAGCUGGUGCCUUGGGACCCUGAAGAGUGGGUCGAGCGAGGUGUCGCUGGGAAGAUAUACGAUAUUGUCACGUUUCCUGUGCGGUUCGUUCUCGUGCUCACAGUACCUGUCGUGGACUACGAGAACGCUAAGAACAACUGGUGCCGACCCCUGAACGCCUUGCAUUGCGUGACCUCGCCUUUGUUCGUGGUAGUCGUUCUCGGCCGUGCCGACGACUACGUAGCCGACAAAAUUCCCUCCUGGGUGCUAGCCCUGCUCAUAGGCGGCAUUGCUGCUAUGCUUGUGUGGUUCAGCUCCAGCUUCGAGAGCGCACCGUGCUACCAUUCUGCCUUCGGCUACGCGGGUUUUAUUCUGUCUGUGCUAUGGAUCUAUGGCGUGGCCAAUACACUGCUCGACCUCUUGCGCACCUUGGGACUGGUAGCGGGCGUUAGUGACGCCAUUUUGGGUCUUACCGUGCUAGCGUGGGGUAACAGUCUCGGAGACUUCGUGACCAACGUGGCCGUGGCGCGUCAGGGCUAUCCGAGUAUGGCCAUGGCGGCAUGCUUUGGCGGGCCGCUUCUCAACCUGCUAAUGGGCGUUGGUCUUCCGUACACUGUCGAACUGGCACCACUGGGCUUCAGCACUCGGCUUCCGCUGGAACUCACGCCCCUCGUGUCAACCCUCUAUGGGGGUGUUGUUGCUUCGCUGUUGCUGUCCCUGUACGCCACGUUGUUCUGCCGGUACCAGUCCAGCCGCCUCCACGGAGCGUCCCUUCUUGCCUUGUACGCGCUCUUCUUGGCAGCGGCAGUGACCGUUGAGACCACGUACGUCUAGUCCGUGGCGUCGGAACUGCACGCAGUGACCCUUGCCCCGCAUCGGCGACUGCUCUUUUCGAGAAACAAACCAUUCGGCGUCGCCCUGGAACUUUAUAUCCUCUGUCAUGGCGUAAUCCUGCCACCUCUUGUUCUCCCAUGUUGUCGUGGCUGCAUGUGCCUGCGCACUUUGUACGUACUACACUUCAACUGACUGUGUACUGCCCCGAGACGGCGCUGUCCACCGAGUGAGGUGAACCAGUGACAGGUGUCAUGACCUUCGGCUGUCAUGGUAGGACGUGCCUCCAACCUGCUCCCAUAAUUAUUUGACUAUGCUGGAAGAAUGCUGUCCGAGACGCCUCGUC
Molecule: messenger RNA, 2213 nt
Organism: Rhipicephalus microplus (southern cattle tick)
Lineage: Eukaryota; Metazoa; Arthropoda; Arachnida; Ixodida; Ixodidae
Product: mitochondrial sodium/calcium exchanger protein
Biological process (GO): monoatomic cation transport; intracellular calcium ion homeostasis; transmembrane transport
Cellular component (GO): membrane
Molecular function (GO): calcium:sodium antiporter activity
Source: RefSeq, a predicted model, not a curated record